AUGAGACUGCGUCUCUGCUGUGCAGCUAGGUAUCGUCCGGCUGCCAAACCUAAACCUGGUCCCGGCCGAAAGUCUGCCCGUCCUGGCCGUCGCGGCAUAGCCUACUGCCGCUCCAUGGACGCCGGUGAACUCGGGGCUAUGCCCUGCUGUACACCUACCAUCCAUUCUCACUACCGCAUGGGAGGAAGAGAGAGGAGGAGCGUCCCUGUUUCCCCAGGGACGCUCUCAAGGCGGCCCCUCAGCCAAUUGGCUUCUCCGAGGGCUACUGUUUCGUUGCCCCCCAAAGAAGCCGUGUGA
Molecule: messenger RNA, 297 nt
Organism: Puccinia graminis f. sp. tritici CRL 75-36-700-3
Lineage: Eukaryota; Fungi; Basidiomycota; Pucciniomycetes; Pucciniales; Pucciniaceae
Exons: 2
Coding region: 1-297 (98 amino acids)
Source: RefSeq, a predicted model, not a curated record